AUGUGGAUAAAAUCAUGUAUUAAACCAUUUCUUAAACAAUCUUUAUUUAAUAAUAAAAACAUAAUAAUUGAUAAUAAUACAACGAACAAAUUAUUUACAUUUACUACAAUUAUUAAUAAUAAUAUUAGAUUUUUAUCAACUUUGAGAACAGAAUCAAUUAAUAAUGAUAAAUUUACUACUAGUAAUAAUGUUUUAAUUCCAGAAAAUAAUUACAUUAUUAGGCCAAGAGCUGUCUCGCCACUCCCAUCGCAUAUUGAAGCAUGGGUCUAUAGUUUUGAAACAAAUCUUCCAUUAGAAAUAUUAAAAAUUGAUCGUAAAGUAUUUGGGGCGCCAAUUCGUAAAGAUAUUCUACAUCGGGUGGUGGUUUGGCAACGUGAUAAUAUGCGACAAGGAACUCACUCGGCUAAAACUAGGGCUGAAGUUAGUGGGACUGGUAAAAAAUUUGCUCCACAAAAGGGUCGUGGUCGUGCUAGAGUUGGAAGUCAUCGUGCACCUCACAUCAGGGGUGGUGGUGUUGUACAUCCACCGAAACCACGUGAUCACGGAACACUUCUACAACGAAAUGUUCGAGAAUUAGGUGUACGUUCAGCUCUCUCAACAAAGUAUGCUCAAAACCAAUUUAUUAUUGUUGAUAAAAUUAAAUUGAAAACACAUAAAACAAAAGAUCUUCUAUCAAUAUUGGAGAAGAAUGCCUGGGAUCCAUUUGGAAAAAACCAGACUGAAGGAAAUGAUGCUCAACAAAGGAUUAAUAGAGUAGAAGGUCAUUCCAUUUUAUUUUUAACCAGAGAACAUAAAAAGGAAUUAGACUUGGCUUCAAGAAAUUUACAAAAAGUUCAUGCAUUGACUGCCAAUGAAAUUUUCGAAAUGAGCGAUGUUUAUAAUAUUUUAGGUCAUGAAGUAUUGAUAAUUGAAAAAGAUGCAAUUCAAGAUUUUGAAAAUUUGUUGAGACCUUUGUAA
Messenger RNA from Entrophospora candida, 957 nucleotides. Lineage: Eukaryota; Fungi; Glomeromycota; Glomeromycetes; Entrophosporales; Entrophosporaceae. The record is from the annotation of a GenBank genome assembly.